Messenger RNA from Hypanus sabinus (Atlantic stingray), 14997 nucleotides. RefSeq lists its product as uncharacterized. Bases 397 to 14547 code for a protein of 4716 amino acids. The record is from RefSeq and is a predicted model, not a curated record. The transcript has 30 exons. Gene Ontology annotation, molecular function: protein binding. Lineage: Eukaryota; Metazoa; Chordata; Chondrichthyes; Myliobatiformes; Dasyatidae.
CUGCUGUAUGGUUAUAUAACGAUUUAACUGGUCGGUUCCUCGGAGGGACCGGGCUCAUCGCUCGGGACUGGCACCUGGUGCGCUGCGGGGGCAGCCCCGGCUGGGACGUCCCUUUCUGCCGCAGCGAGCGCGCAUGUCUCACCCAGUCAUUUGACCGAGACGCUGCUGGUCCGGCUGCGCUCGGGCGAGGGGAGCCCUCUCGGUCCCAGUCCCGGUCCGGUCCGGCCAGUGCUUCCCUGACAGCACCGUCGCCUUUCGCUGCGUCCCGCGUCGCCGCAGUGGCCGCCCUCCAAUGAUGUGUGACGGUGGUGGGAAGCUGAAUCGUCAAAUCUCUGCUCGUUUUGCUCCCCAGCUGUAGCCAUUGUGGGAUAUCGAUAACAGCUUGUGGCUGGGACUAUGGUGUGUCAUCGCUUGAACAGCGAUGGCCUUCCUCGUUAUCACCUCCGGCGGAUUGGCCGGAGACCUUCGCUGCCCGACAUCACCAACUACAUUGACUUCACCAAGCGGGUCACCCUGAUUGGACGGAACAGCAAGGUGGUUGAUUACGAACUGAGGUCUGCCAGUGAGUCGCAGAAGAGGUGUAUCUCUCGGACCCACGCCCGCGUGAUCCGCUCCACCUCGGGUAACCAGCACCGGCUGGUGGACUCCAGCUUUACCGGCGUCUACGUCAAUGACCGGCGACUGGACGGUGACGUGGUCCUAAGCGAAGGAGACACCGUGACGUUUGGCCAUCCCCAAAGUUCUCAAGUGGACCGAGGAGAGAGGGUGCGGCAGCCUAACUCCGAAUUUUAUUUCAUGUUUGAGCUGUGUGACUGCGAGCAGGAACGAGGCCCGGUACCGAGCUAUAACUCCACGCCUUACACCACACCGACGGUCCUGGAGCUCCGGGAACGUCAGCUGUCCUUGGAUGGGUGGGAAUGGCCGGCAGCUCGCCCUGGUCAGGGCAACCCUGCAGGUUUCGAAGCCAUGACGGAUUGUCACUCCACACCAGUGGCCGUGCCCUCCCAGGAGAGGGGUGAAAACAGAGCCCAAGUCAGCAUGGUGGUGGCUGCCAGUGCCUCACCCUGUCCGAGCAGCACGGGGACUGCACGGGAUGAAAUCCAGGGCCGCGGCCGCGUGCCUGCGCUGGAAACGGAUAGGGCACCUCCCGCUGGAGCAGCACGUCUGACUGAACCGACCCUGGAUCGCGUUGCCACCGGGAACUUUAUCCGGCGUCAGGGGAAGGGCGUGCAGAUUCCAUUCACAGAGCAAGACAGCACCCUCAAACGAGAGGCGCCGGCCGCUGGGAGAGCAGGGAGCUCCGUGCCGCCCGUCGGUGACGCUUGUGAGGACUCAGCUUUGUCCGACUGGCCAGGCCGGCCUCACCCGAGCAGGGAGGGCGAACCCGUGCCGGGCGUCAUCUCGGGUGCUCCCCACCGAGACUGGGAGGAGACGGCUGUGACGGACUCUUUAGCCCCCCUCGUGAAAAGCGAGGGGCGGCACGAUGCUGUGAGAAAUCCCUCGGAGGGCACCCUCGUUGAGGGCCGCUCUGCACCCGAGCAUUCACUUAGGGCCCAAAGCCUAGAAAUUCUGGAAGACCCUGACGACAGACUGAGAGGUGCUUGCCAGAGCAAAGGCAUGCCCGCUCGAAACUUCCUGCCGGAAGGUGGAAUCGCAGAGGGCACAGCAAGGCGUCGAGAGGAUGAGGGUUUGCAUGGUUACCCUCACAAAGCAUUUGUGGGUGCAGCUCAUGAAGAUGAUGUGCUCCCUCAGCCCAUGGAUGUCCAGUUGACUCGUCUGGAGCAACUGACUGACGCUGGGACAACUGCAGACGGGAUCACUGGUGGCAAUGGUUCAGCCUGUGAGAGAGAGGAGCGACUGUCAUCAGACAAAUUCCACCAACCCGCCGUUGUUCUCAACCGGGCUGAAGCCGUCCUGGGGACAGAAACUUCCGACUCUCUGCCUGGAGACACUUCAAGCACACCCACAGAAGAGAUGGAAAAGGAUGGGAGUUUGAUUAACUGGGAGAUGCCAAAAGGACGUGGGAUCCUGAUGGAGUCACAAGGUCCACACAAGCUGGAGACUGUGGGGCAAUCCAGGUGGGUAAAGCGAAGAAGAGAGGGGUCAUCCUUUGUGAGGGAAAUGGGAACAGCUACUGACACAACUCGGGCCGAAUGUACAACACUGGACAAUUCCGUGCCAAAACCUUUCUCACCUACCUUUGCCUCAGAGACCAAACUUGAGUCAAAGUUGCCCGUUGAAUUGGCCGAGAACAAUGACAGUGUUCCGGUUACCACCCUCCCAACAUUCGGCCCUUCUGACCCGGGUGAGAACGAAAGGCCGGUGAUUCCCUGCUGCAAAUUGCACUCCUCGCCUGUGGGGCCUCGGGGAGGAGUACGGGAUCAAGUCAGCACAACCACGGAUCCCCUGGAAGGAGAGCACGGAUGCAGGACGCGUGCAGAGAAAUCCAGAGCCCUUGGGGAAAGUGAGACCCACAGAAGGUCACCAAGGCCUUCAGCUGAUGUCGAUGUGGAGGACAUGAAAGCUCAGGGUGAAUUAAAACAGCUUGACCAAAGGGCCCAGGAAAUGGACACCGAGGAGUCGAUGGAGGUGGACUCAUCGUGCGCUGUGGAGGCGGGUACAUUGCAGGAGGCAACAGAGUCACAGGAACUGGAGGUGGGCGCGUCGUGGGGUGUGGAAAUGUCACAGGAAAUGGAGACCAGAGUGUCACCGGAGAUCGAAAUGGGUACAUCGCGGGAACCGGAGAUUGCGGAAUCACAGGAAAUGGAGGUGGAGAUUUCUCAUCGGACGGUGAUGAGUGCACCACGGGGAAUGGAGAUGGAAAAGGCUCUGCAGAUGGAGACUGGUGCAUCUCUGGAGAUGGAGACGGGUGGGCUAAGAGGAGACCUCAAAUCUGACCGUAACUUGGAAGGGACAAUUCACCUGAAUGCUCCUCUGGAAUUGGAGAUGGCGAGUCACGGGCGAGUUGAAGGUGGGGCAAGUGCAGCUGGUGUGGAUAUAAAACAGUGUGGCCCUAAUGGAGAAGAAGAGGAUUCUGAUGGCAAGGAGACCUCUGAACUGCUCCACCUCUCUCUAAGAGUUGAUGCAGAGGAGAUCGGAGAGACCAUGGACAAAAGUAUGGAAGUAGACAUGGUGUCUGAAUGUGCAGACAAGGAUGUGGAUGUGGCCAGCGCCAGUCUGACAGCAGUGGCGAGCAAGACGGCUUUGCCACGUGGGGGAACCAUCGCCUUGGCAACCAGGUUGGACUGUGAAGUUAUCGGUAAACCCAUCUCACCAGAGCCUUCUGCAUUUGUUGGACACAAGGGCCUCACUGACACAGGCAAGACAGGGCUGCGUGGUAGUCCUGCUGAAGACAAUGGGAAGGUCCGUCUGCCUGAGGAUGAUGGGCAGGAAGUGUCAUCCCAGGUGGAGACAGGUCCCUCCCGGGCUGUACCGAGAGGAGAUGAAGAAAUAUGCCAGGUCCCAUGCUUGUCCUCAGCCCUCGCGGCUGGCUGCUGUGAGGCUAUGGGGACGGGGGCCAACGGAGACCCUAACACUGCUGUCCCGUUUGUUUGCUGGCCUACCCCAAAAAUAGGGCAGGGUGGGGUGGGAGGUCCACUGGCCCUGGGGAGGCUGGGCGAGGUUCUCGGAGGAGAACCUGGGAAUCGGGAGGGUCCCAUCGUUUGCAACCCAAUGUUGGAAAAUCCCACUGUGUCUGAAAGGGCAUCUGAGACCCCCACACCACCGGAUCCCACCCUCUCUGAGAGGGGAUCUGAGACCCCCACAUCACCUGGUCCCACCCUCUCUGAGGAAGGAUCUGAGACCCCCACACCACCGGAUCCCACCCUCUCUGAGGAGGGAUCUGAGACCCCCACAUCACCUGAUCCCACCCUCUCUGAGGAGGGAUCUGAGACCCCCACAUCACCUGAUCCCACCCUCUCUGAGGAGGGAUCUGAGACCCAAGCAUUACUGGAUCCCACCGUGUCUGAGAGGGGAUCUGAGACCCCCACAUCACCUGGUCCCACCCUCUCUGAGGAGGGAUCUGAGACCCAAGCAUUACUGGAUCCCACCGUGUCUGAGACCCCCACAUCACCUGAUCCCACCCUCUCUGAGAGGGGAUCUGAGACCCCCACACCACCGGAUCCCACCCUCUCUGAGGAGGGAUCUGAGACCCCCACAUCACCUGAUCCCACCCUCUCUGAGGAGGGAUUUGAGACCCCAACAUCACUGGGCCCCACCACCUCUGAGAAAGAAUCUGAGACUCCCACAUUGCUGAGUCCCAUGGUCCCAGAGGGGGGACCUGAGACCCUCAUAUCACCAGACCCUACUGCCCCUGAGAAGGAAGCUGACCUCCCAAAAUUGCAGGGUUCCUCUGUGUCAGAACAAGGAUCUAAUCCUCUCCUGUCACAGAGUCUCAUCGACUGUGAGAGAGGAACUGGCCCAUUUGCCCCAGGGAGUCCUACCGUCUCCAGUACCACCACAGUGCAGGGCUCUACUGUUGCCGAAGGGGGAGCUGGCAUUCCCACCCCAGGGGAACCCACUGUCCCUGAGGGGGUAAACAAUAUCACAAGGUCCAAACUGGAGAUCAAUGGCUUCACAUCACGGGGUCUCACAAUUACUGUGGGAGAAUCAGACAUUUCUGCCCCACAGGGUCCUGGCGUCACUGAGGGAGAAUCAGACAUCUCUGCCCCACAGAGUCCUGGCGUCACUGAGGGGGAAUCGGACAUCUCUGCCCCACAGGGUCCUGGCGUCACUGAGGGGGAAUCGGACAUCUCUGCCCCACAGGGUCCUGGUGUCACUGAGGGAGAAUCGGACAUCUCUGCCCCACAGGGUCCUGGUGUCACUGAGGGAGAAUCGGACAUCUCUGCCCCACAGGGUCCUGGUGUCACUGAGGGAGAAUCGGACAUCUCUGCCCCCCAGGGUCCUAGUAUCACUGAGGGGGAAUCGGACAUCUCUGCCCCACAGGGUCCUGGCGUCACUGAGGGAGAAUCGGACAUCUCUGCCCCACAGGGUCCUGGCGUCACUGAGGGGGAAUCGGACAUCUCAACCCCACAGGGUCCUGGCGUCACUGAGGGGGAAUCGGACAUCUCUGCCCCACAGGGUCCUGGUGACACUGAGGGGGAAUCGGACAUCUCUGCCCCACAGGGUCCUGGCGUCACUGAGGGAGAAUCGGACAUCUCUGCCUCACAGGGUCCUGGUGUCACUGAGGGAGAAUCGGACAUCUCUGCCCCACAGGGUCCUGGUGUCACUGAGGGAGAAUCGGACAUCUCUGCCCCACUGGGUCCUGGUGUCACUGAGGGAGAAUCGGACAUCUCUGCCCCACAGGGUCCUGGCGUCACUGAGGGAGAAUCGGACAUCUCUGCCCCACAGGGUCCUGGCGUCACUGAGGGGGAAUCGGACAUCUCUGCCCCACAGGGUCCUGGCAUCACUGAGGGGGAAUUGGACAUCUCUGCCCCACGGGGUCCUGGUGUCACUGAGGGGGAAAUCAGACCCUCCACACCACCUGCUGCUGAACUGGAGGAACAUUUUGGGAGGAAGGCCAUUAUACUUUCUGAUUACAGAGGUGGAAGUGAUCCUCAGUUGAACCAAUCCUUGCCGGGAGGUGAAACCCUUCCUUGUGACGGCUUUCCAGUGGCUGGGACGACGACGGUGCAGCAGAGGGUGGUGGAAGACGACCCCCACUGGCCCAGUGGCAUUGUUCCAGAUGAGUGGCUCCUGGCUUUCGACGCACGGUUGCAUUUGAGCACCGCACUUGCGGGGGAACUCGUGCCCGAGAAACGAGAGUCAGCUUCCAGUGAAGUGGGCACGUCCUUGGCUGCGGGGUUGAUCGACCAGCCAGGGCAUUGUGUGGCCGGCGCUGGAGAGGGAAAGCUGGUCGGAACGAAUGAGUGCCGGGGAUCUGGGGCUUCCACGUUCCCAUCGGGUGUCGUGGGAGUGGCGGGAGGUGACCUCCAGGGGACUGAACCUCCAGAGGAUGCAGUCUGGCGCUCGCCCUCGGAUGCGAAGAGGGAAGGAGGGAGGCCCGGGGUGCUGGAGCCAGAACUACGUGACGCAGCGAUCGGGCACCUGGAACAUCCAGUCGUGGACUUGGAAGCACCUCCCGCAACUGGAGCUGGAGGAGAGGAUGCAUUCUCUGGGACUGAGCAGGUGGAAGACGAGCAAAGCAGGAAGGAGCACGUGUUUGGCGGCUCAGAGCGUGGGUCCAGUGACCCGGCUGCCCCUGGCUGUGUGCUGGAAACAGAACUACAUCAGGUGUGUCCUGGCGAACCAGGUACCCAGGGGGAGGGAAGGUUCCAGCCUUCAGUUACUCAUUUUGCCAGCGCUCCAAGUUCCACGUGGGAUACCAACGAGGAGAGAAACAUCUGCAAGGCAUCGACUGCUGCAGGAGUGAAGCUCGUUCCCGGGGGCUCGGACCAUCAGGGACUUGUGGACGAGAGGUACGGGGAAACAAAUGGAACUAGAGCUUCAGGACCAUCACCUUCAUGGGUACCACAACUCCAGCAGGUUUGGUCAUCUGGAAGACUGAAAGAGCCACCUCACACAACACCUGACUCUGAUGGUCACUUCUGGGCCUGUACCGAGGCAAUACCAGCUUCGAUGUCAGGAAAACCCCAGGCAGAGGUAGAAAAGGGUGAGAAAGGUGAGGAGGAUGGCAUUGGAGCUGUUAAGACAGCUUCAUGUUACUCAGACCUUGCCCACGACAUGAGAGACAGGGGCCAAAGCUCGCAACUGCAGCUUACGCCAGAAAAACCAGAAGAAGACAGUUCGAGGAAGUGUGGACCUUCAGAUGGAGAAGGAGGGGGCAUGGACACUUGUGAGUCUGGGCAGGCGGGCAAGAGAACCGACUUGGCUGGUGACGGGAAAGAAUCUUUGUUCUCCGAGAUAUGUCGGGCCAAGUCCAUGGCUGUGUCUCUGCAUGGUGUAGAAUCAGAAACAGUGGAUGUGGCUCACCAAGAUCGGGGCCGGAAUUGGGCUGAAUUUGCAAGCAGGACUGAUGUGGAGUUGGACCCUGGAGAUGACUCCACCCAUGCCAGACUGAACCCAGAGUGUCCAGACCCGCAGCACUCUGAGAUUAAGCUGGAGGAGGAGGACUUGGCAGGCAGCUGGACAUCAGAUGGCUCCAGACAUCUUGGUUCUGUGGCACUAAAGAGACCUUGUGAAACUGAGGCAGCAGAUUCCAAUUCCAGUUUUGCGCCCAGUAAACGGAAGUGCUCUGAUCAGCAGGUCCGGUCUGAGAGGAGAAUAAAUCUGAGUCUGCUGUCCUUCUCCAGGCAGCUGAAGCAGUAUCGAGCCAACUACAUCGGCAGUGUGGUCCGCCAGUUCUUCGCUGAGUACAGGCCAUCUUGGGAGCACAGGCUUCCCAAGCUCGCGGUGGUGAACCGGCAGAGUGAGGUGGCGAGAAUCGUUAAAGUCUUCUUCGAAUCUCUCAGCGCCCAGUGCAAAGCCGAAGUGGUCGACGGGCCUCAGCACAGCAUGACGUCCUCCGGCAGCAGUCAGCGGCCCGGCCACUCGGGUUUAGAGUCAGGGGAAGUGUCCGGGAACCAGGAAAGGCAGCUUGAGAGGCUCUGUGAGAUUGGUCCAGGGCCUGCCCUUACACACGUGACUAAUGAUACCAAGGCAACGGUCUCCCAGGCAGCAGAAUGCGGCCUGCCUGUCUGCCAUGCAUCUGGUGGGAUAAUCGGAGACUUGGAAACAUGCCUUCUGCCGGAAGGCAGUGACGUGACCCAGGAGUCGGAAGCUGCCCAGGGAAAUAGCCGGGAUGCAACCCCGGACCUUCUCAAGCAUUCUCCCCACCUCGGUCAAAACACAUGUGGCAUCACCCAGGUAGCGGAGAACUCUCCAGCUGAGGACCUUGAGUCUCCCUUUUGCUUUGCACAAGGCAGAAAGGUUUACACGGAGGCUGCCAGCUCACACGAGGUAGGACCCAUCGCCCUCCCCUGGUUUCCAUCCAUCGCUGAAUCCCCUGGGGCGCCCAGACAUGACGGAUGUCCUCAACUCCAGAGCUUGAUGCUGGAAGGGACCUCUUCUGAUGUCAGUGGAACUGAGGAGAUGGCUCUUGAUGGAAGGGAGUCUUUGGUAUUGAAAGCACCUAAUACACCCCUGAAGCCAAGUAGCAGUAUCCUUGUAGACAACGUUGAGGAAUCCUGGAGAGAGCGGAGCCCUUUCCGCCCAGCUGAGGGCACCGCGGACUUGGCUAGGGGUGAUAGAUCCAGUUCAGGUAUAUCGGCUUGCUUACCUGCCCUGUGUCGGGACAGUCCUGCUCCCCACCCGACCGACCCCAGUCAGGUGAUGGAACGCGGUGACCCUUUUCAGAGCCGUGAAGGCAUGAACGGUCUUGGUGUAGUACAGCCAUCAUCUCCUGGCUGCUGUGUGUUGGCUCAGUGUGAUGGUGUGGACGGUUAUUACGCAGCCCAGUUAGGCUGUAGCAACAAUCAGACCAAACCUGACAAUACAGCAGAACCUCCUGCCCCUGACGACACUCAUCUGGGUUGUAGCGAUGACAUGAUUGAAUCUGUCAGCCUGGCAGAAUUAUCAGCCCUCGGUGACAAUUUUCAAGAUCGUACCAACAAUAAACUUGAACAUAUUGAUGUGGAACCAGGCCUUCACCUCGGAAGUCUUCGGGAAAGUGACAAUGGCAUCAGUCACAGUGAAGCACAACCUGGCAGCAAUGCCCUGGGUUUUAGUGACAAAGAGACUGAGUCCGUUAAUGCUAAAGGACACCCUGCUGAUAGUGACCCUGCUCUUGGUCUUAAUGAAGAUGAAUUUGAACUUGGUGAUAGUGUACAGCCAUCAGCUGUGGACAGCAGUGACGUGGGCCGUGGUGACGGCCUGCAUCAGCCUUGUCAUGUGACAGAGUUAUCAGGUCUCAGCAACAACGUCCUGGAUCUAAGUAACGAUAAAAUUGCAGGACCAUCAGCUCAUGACAACAGUGAUGAUGAAGUCAAACGUGUAAAUAUUGCGGAAACCCCAACUCUCGACAGUAACGACCUGAGCUGUUGUGACAAUGUGUUUGAACUUGUUGGUAUGACAGGAUCACGAGGUCUUGAUAACAACGCCCUGGGCCUCAGUAACGAUGAAAUCCAAUCCGUUAUUGCUGUCGAGCCCCCAGCUCUGGGUAGCAGCAACCCAGGUGGUGCUAACAAUCUGGUUGGACCUGUUAAUAUGAGAGAACCACCAGCUCUGGACGACGGUGAUCUGGGUCACAAUGAUGAUGAAACUGAACCCGUUAUUUCUGCAGAGCCACAAGCUCUGUUCGGCAGUGAUGUAGGUCAUAGUGACAGUGUAAUUAAACCUGUUAAUGUAGCGGGAUCAUCAGGUCUCAAUGACGAUGCCCUGGGUCUUAGUAACGACAAAGCUGAACUUAGUAAUAUUGCAGAGCCACCAGCUCUUGACGGUAGCGAUCUGGGUCGUGGUGAGAAUGAAGCUGAACCUGUUGUUACUACGAAACCACCUGCUCGUGAUAGCAAUGCCCUGGGUCAUCGUGAUGAUCAGACCGAUCCUGUUAAUAUUGAAUGGUUAUUCCCCCACCGCAAUAACCUAAAUCACAGCAACACCAAGAUGGAAAGUGAUGAUAUCACAAAAAGGUCAUGUCUGGACUUGGGUCAUAACGCCAGCUCUGUUGAUGUGUCGGCUCUUGGCCGCGGUUCUCCAAGCAGCCUUGCAGGUGUAGGGUCGGCAGCUGCUCUGGGAUGUUCAACAGAAUGGCAGGAACUUGCGGAUGGUCUUCCAGGUGCUAGGGGUUGUGUUGCGUGGAGUGUGGCCCCUGGUGACCGUGCCUUAAUGAGACAGAGUCACAGGAAAAGCUGGGAGCUGCCAGACUCUCACAGCCCUGAUCAGGAAGGGACGAUGGGCUGCAGAUCACUGUGGGGACACGAGUCCGGUGUGGCACGAUCCCCCGGCCGGCCAGCCGAGCUGCAGCUCAAAAACCCUUUGACAACGGCAGCUUGGAGCACCACCGUGGAGGAUCCAGCCUGGAGUGAGACCUUGUCCCAGCCGAGGUGGGGAAGGACCAACUCAGAGGAGACAGCACACCCGGAGGCCCCUGGAGAGCCCGUAGUCUGCCACGUGCCUCUUGCAGUGGACGUGAAGAUAGAGAGAGAUGGUAUUCCCACUGAUGGGGUGAAUACUAGCCCUUUUGACCACAUCCCACCCAUCAGCGUGCCGGUGACCAGGAACCAUCAGUACGUCUCCCCCUCGUUGACAGAAACCUGGGCUGCUCCAGGCACCCAGGGAAGGGAGCAGCCAGUUCACCCAGCCGUGGACACUACUAGGCAUGAUGCUGGGGGUGCCAAGGAGGUUGUCCCCCACAGCUGGCAUCUUCCGUCUGGCGGUCCAGAUCCUCUGGCCUGUCAUCCUCCAUUGGCAGCUGACCACAGCAUCUUGUCACUGACCAGCAGGAGGGCCGGUGACCCAAGUACCAGGACGGGCAAUGCCAGCGCUUCACUGAGCGGUGGAAUCCAGAAGCCCAUCAAAAAGGAAAGUGGGAGCGGCAGGGAGGCUGGUAACCAUGCCUGCGGGCAGUGGGCAGUGUCCGGCUGCCAUACCGAGCCUCCUGCAGGCUUUGCCACUCCAUCUGGGGCUCGUUCUGCUACCGACCACCGCCCCGCACUGCCCAUCCCCCAGAGGGGCCUGGGGUGGCGCCCCCCUGCUGGCCAUCCCGACCCCUGGCAUUCCACCUCCCCUCCCACCAAGGUUCUUUGCCCCCAGAGCCCCCCCACCAGGCCCAGGUGCAAGUCUGAGGCCGGCCUCCUCUCCCCCUCCCGGUCCCAGUAUGCCCUGCCCCCCACAGAUUGCCACGAGGUGAGGUGUCUCUCCUGUGGAUCUGCCGGUGAGAGGCUGUUCCCGCCGGCUGAGGCAGUGUGUUCUCAGGAUUGGGAGGAGAGGCAGCGUUCUCAGCAGAACACCUAUAACCUCUCCCCCGGCCCUGUGAGAUCCUACUUGGCGGGGCCUCCUCCCAGCCGGACAGAAUUCCGCCUGUCCCAGAGCGAGCACAAUCCCUGCCCUGGCCGGAACCCUGCUGGGCACGACAUGGCAGCCGGAGCCAGCCGCUGUUCAGAGGCGAUGGAUGGAGGUCUUCAGAGAUCGGAGUUUGCGGCGCACUGGGGCAGAAAGGACGAGGAAGCCUCGCAGCGGUCAGACGACGACACGGGUUUUGUCCCACCAUCACCGGUGCAUUGCUGGGCCAAAUCUGACGAGGACGUCAGCUUCCAGCUGAGGGAGUGCAGCCUGCUGCUACAGGACGUCUCGGAGGCCCUGGAGGCUGAGGGGGUCAGCGAGCAGCACGUGUCUGAGUGGAGGGAACAGAUCAAGGAGCUGCAGGAGCAGACGGUGCCUCCUCUGACCUACGUGGCUGUGGUGGGAGACACGGGCUCGGGGAAGAGCAGCCUGCUGAAUGCCCUGUUGGACGAGGAAGGUGUCCUGCCCACGUCGGCCAUGAGAGCCUGCACAGCCGUGGUUGUCGAGGUGUCCCACAACACCAGCUCGCGCUGCUUCAGGGCUGACAUUGAGUUCUUCUCUGAGGAGGAAUGGAAUAAAGAGCUACACUCGCUGCUCAGUGACAUGACUGACAAGAAGGGGCGAUUGAAGAAACGGCGACCGGAUCCUGGUACUGAGGCCAGUGUGGCGUACAGCCGUGUCAAGGCAGUCUACGGACGAGUCCUCCCGUACCCAGAGCUAGCGCAGAUCCGGGAAGUCACCCAGUACCUGGGGACAACAAAAACCAUCAGCGAAGUGCAGGUCAGUGCUUUCCGCUCCAAAGUGCAGCCCUACAUCGACUCCCGCAACGAUUCCUGGAACAGCAGUGGGGGAGAGUUCUGGCCCAUCGUCAAGAGGGUGCGUGUCCAAGUGCCAAACUCGCCGGUGCUGCAGACUGGCGCCGUCCUGGUCGACCUGCCCGGUGUCAGGGACUCCAACGCUGCGAGGAACUCCGUGGCCAAGGAGUACCUGAAGACGUGCAACGCGGUGUGGAUUGUUGCCAACGUGACCCGAGCAGUGGACGACAAGACGGCCAAGGAGACCCUGGAUGAGAGUCUCCGGAGGCAGCUGCUGAUGGACGGUCAGUUUGGCUGCAUCGCAUUCAUCUGCACCAAGACCGACUGCCACAAUGUCACUGAGAUCAUGAGAGCUCUGUCUAUGACUGACGCCUGCAGCUCCCUGGAAGCUCAGAUUGCUGAGCUGAGGCGACGGAUUGACCAGAAGCAAGAGGACCACAAAGCCUGGAAAUUGGAGCUGGAAUGGUUACGGUCCAGCAGUGAGAAUGGAAAAUUGGCCGAAAAGCAGGAACUGGCUAUCAAACAGCUGGAAGCGGACUUGACUGGACUCCACCACGAGGAAGGCGUGAGGCAGAGGGAACUCUCCCUGAAUGCCAUCAGGGCCCGAAAUCACUUCUGCAAGCAAAAGAUUUGCCUGAAUUUCAAGAGAGGGCUGCAGGAUCUGAAGUGCCAGGCCAGAGAUGAAGAUACGGAUUCUGAUGAGGAUCAGGAGGAAAGUGAUGAGGACGAGGACGAGGAUGAUGUGUGCGAAGUGUAUCCCAAGAUGGCAGAUGGACCAGGCCCAGACCCUCCCGUGGGCACCCAGCUGCCCGUGUUCACGGUCAGCUCCACCGAGUACCUGAAACUGCGUGACAAGCUUCAGCGGGAUGGACCUCCGCGGGUCUUUCACAACAUCGAGGACACAGAGAUUCCCGCCGUGCAGAGAUUCGUGCACCGGAUCACGCUGGCCAGACGGGCGCUGGGCACCGAGGUGGUCAUCCGCAAGUUGGCCACCUUUGUCAGUCACGUAGUGAACUACCUGACCAAUCGCAGAGCCCAGAGUGCCUCCCUCCAGGCAAAGAUGCGCGAGGCCGUACGACACUGCCUAGUCCGCGCCCGAGAGAUAUUCCAGCAGGCGGCCGAGGAUUGCAGCUGGAACAUCGAGGGCUCGUUUGCAGAAAUCAAGACACAGCUGAGCUUUGGGAAGAAGAUGGCGUUGAAGAACAGUUUGGACACUGUGCUGCGCUGGGGUUCACGGCCUCCUAGUGGCCUUCCGUACCCAACCUACAAGGCAACGUGUAGUCGUAACGGGACCUUCUCGUCCCCUGCGUGUGGAGCCAUCGACUUCAAUGAAGAGCUGAGCCGGCCACUGCUCACCCCCCUGCAGAUGGUUUGGAACAAGCAAUUCAAUAUCUCCAUCCCCCAGCACCUGGAGAAAUUUAAAGUGGACGUCCUGGAGAAAUUGGAAUAUUUCUUCUCUGAUUUGCUGCAGCGAGUGAGACAGAUUGAAGGCGACAUUCGGCCCGUCAAUCAUAUUCAGUGGCAGCAGCUGUCGGCAGUGCGUGCCAAGCUGGAGAACUUCGCCAUCUUCCUCAUCAACGACAUCUCUGCUCGGCAGCGAAGCAUCUCCCGCAUCCUCACUCCAACCGUGCAGAAUAGGAUGACGCCAGCCUACUCGUCGUGCGCGUCGGAGAACGGUACUCGCUGCUUUGACAGGAUGAAAUCCCAGAUGGAGAAGCACGUCCAGGAGAACAAGGAGCAGAUCUUCUCCGACGCCUGCCGCAAGCUGACAGACCAACUGGAUCUCUUAAAGCAAGAAAUCCACUCUCGCCUGAAGCAGUUUCUGGAUGAAAUCUGCAAUGAAUUGAUGGUGCAGUUUGAACCACUUCUGAGGCCACUGCAGAUAAUCGAUGAAAUUAUCCCCAAGCUGAUCAGAAUCUGUAAGAAGAUGACUGCUGUGUGUGCGAGAUCCCAAGUGGACUUCAGUCUGCCCAAGAUUGAAGAGAGCGACGAGGAAGCAGAACCUGCCACGAUUCUGAGGAAGCCAGUGGCAUCAGAGACCCCGCCACUCCAGGAGCUGGAUAAAUUCCUGGGCAAAGUGAAGAUGAUGAGAAUAAAUCAAACGGAUGUCAAUCCGACAGAUCCUGUUGAGAUAUCGGCAAACGAGGUGGUUCUCAAGUACGAAGAGCGCGAGGAACGCGUUCCAUUCCUUUUCCUCUCCUCCUGUGAGUUCUGUGUCGGCAUACCCUUCCUCAUCCUGACCCACAGACUGGACAGCAAGGGCAUGGAGCGGAUAGAUGUGGUGGUCUUGGAUGAUGAGCGGAUGCCCUCGCCGUUUGCCCUGUGGAUGGAGAUGCUGAUGGACCGGUGGCAGCAGGUGCUUCGGCGUCUCGAGCUGCAUCAGGGCGUCCAGAGGCUGCAGUCUCUGCGUGUGAUAUACCAGGGUGCUGACAACAAGGUGCCGAAUAAAGAGGAAGUGGUCUCUAAUUGGCCAGGACCGAAUGAGGGUGCCUCAACCUCAACCUCCUCCUCCUGUAUCUAUCGCGACAGUUUUUCUCAGAGCAGGAAGAGGUCGUGGUGUGAGAUGGACCAUCCGGAAUUACCUCCUAGGGGACAGACUUCACGGCUCGUCAACACAGCACAGAAACACAGAAACAUCAGCACAGAAACCCAAACACAGCCCCCUGUAUUGAAGAAAGAGAAGAGGGACUGCGUGGACCCUGGCCUCCCUCCGAACAGGGAGUACAGAUCGGAGCCCCCUGUGUUAGAGAAGCAAGACUACAAGUACCCCACAAGGGGGGACUUCGACAAUGCCUAACCAGUAUCUUCAGCCGUCCAUCCACUCUCCGGAUCCAAGGGUGACCAUGUAUACCGGAAAGCAGCCUCCUCCAUCCCAGGCCUGUGCUCGGCCGAUGUUUCUGCAAGGACCCUGCACUGUUAUCGUUCUGGCAGGGCAAUGGGGGGAUAAUGCCAGGUUAUUCUUGGGGGCUUGAUUCUGCCUUCAGCUUGCUCCCAGUGGUAUGUUAUCAAACUGCUGAAUCUCAUGCAGUGAUGUGCAGAUUUUUUUCUGCUUCUGCCUGUCUGCUGGAAGAGUUCUGCAGCUAGGUCCCGGGUCAAACGGGACGACAUAGUUCCAUGCCCGGGCAAGGAGGAGCACUUGUUCAGGUUUUGAAUUUUUACUUUUUCAUAUUUUACAAUUUUCCAUUUUUCGGGCUCUGCUGUGAAAAGGAACUUGUGAUUCACAAAUAAAAAUUUUCAGUUAAAUUGA